Messenger RNA from Cryptomeria japonica (Japanese cedar), 1630 nucleotides. RefSeq lists its product as uncharacterized. The coding region runs from base 345 to 1247 and encodes 300 amino acids. The record is from RefSeq and is a predicted model, not a curated record. Lineage: Eukaryota; Viridiplantae; Streptophyta; Pinopsida; Cupressales; Cupressaceae. The transcript has 2 exons. Gene Ontology annotation, cellular component: NSL complex.
GCAUUUAACUGAUAUUGGAAAGUUCCCCGUACAAAACAAAAACAGUAGUAGAAACUUGAUAUAUUUAUUCCCUCCAAAAUGAUACAACAAGAAUGUUAGCGAACAGAAUCGGCCAAGAAAAGCUCAUUAGACUUGUCUGUGGGGUAGCCCCAAAAGCAGAAACAGAUCUUGUUAGCACAAAAGUGACAUUUAGCUUUCAGAAUAGCCGUGUAAGAUGUUCAGAUCCUUAAAUUCCUUUCUGAAUAUACUACACAGCUGACAAAUUCAGUUCUCUGAACUCUUGCUGAGAAGUUCAAAACGAAAAGCCCUUAAAAAAUUUGUUCACAUACCCAUUUUCGGUCAUAAUGGGUAGCACAGGCAAGCAGAAGCUUGCUAAAAAGAAUUCACAGCCACCCACAAAAAAAGGUUCUGAAAAUCUUGCGACCAACAUCUAUCAGAGUUUAAACCCUCAAACUGAUGCCAGCUGCAGCUGCAGUGACACAGAAGGAAAGCAACAGGAGGAUCAAGCUUCAGACAAUGAUUUGGAAGCACCCGAGAUAUGCAUUGAUGGUGCCAAGGAAGAUGCGAUUUUACAGAAUGCAGAUGCCUUGACUGUCGAGGAAGUGGUGAGGAGAAGGGCUCGAAGGAUGAGGCAGCUGGCUAGAUUGUACAAGAGACAUUAUUGGGCUCUCAUGGAGGAGCUGAAGUCUAAAUACAGGGAGUUUUAUAUGAAGAACGGGAGAAGUGGGUUGAAAGAGGAAGCUGAAGAGGAGGACAAGGAAGAGAAAGAUUUUGUUGAUAGGAAUGGUGGAGCAACUGGCUCUAUGCAUUCUAGGUCAGAAAAUGGGGUGGAGCCUAUGAAGUGUUGCUUUCAGGGCUGCAAGUCCAAGCCUAUGGCUUUGUGUUCGUUUUGUUAUAACCACAUCCUGUCGGAUGCUCGGCAGCAACUGUACAAACCCUGUUCUUAUGUUAUCAAGAGCGGACAGAAUAAAUCAGUCACAUGUGGAAAACCAGUGCUGAAAGCAGCUGUACCCUCUUUGUGCACAGUUCACUUCCAGAAUGCCCAGAAACACGUUGCACGUUCUUUAAAAAGGGCAGGGCUUAACACUUCUUCCAAAUCUGCCCCGAAAUUCCACCUUAUUAUCUCAGAAUACGUAAACUAUAUUCAGAGUAAAAGAAGGGAAGCUCGGAUGGCUGGACCCAUCGAUAAUGCAGACAAGGAAGGAUUCGUCAAUUUUAGUGCAAGAAAAGAUCCUAACAAUCAUUAGAGCUUGCGUCUUUGUCUUCUUUCUGCUUGACUUUUUGAGCAGUUGACUCUCAAAUUCAUAGCUUGAGUAUGAAUAAUCAAACUUGGAGUCGCACAUAGUAACUAAUGUAUGAUGGAGCCUUGGGUGCUAUCUUUUUGGACAUUCACGCAAGCAUAUCAGAGAAAAAGACUAUUUACAAUUACAUGACUUAUUUGGAGAAUGUGUACACUGAAGAUUUCAGAUUCCCAAUUGUGUCAACGUAAUUCCUGGGAAUUCAACUUCUCAGUUACUCUAAUUAGGACUGUAUUUUAUGCAAAAUGUCUGCAAAAUACCUUUUGGUGCUGGUUCUUUAACAUAUCAUGUUCUUGUAAUUUAUCAUUUUAUCUUUUUAUUUGUUUAUUUUA